Messenger RNA from Fundulus heteroclitus (mummichog), 1169 nucleotides. RefSeq names its product mitochondrial ribosomal protein L4 (gene mrpl4). Gene Ontology annotation, cellular component: ribosome. Gene Ontology annotation, biological process: translation. NCBI's taxonomy places the organism in Eukaryota, Metazoa, Chordata, Actinopteri, Cyprinodontiformes, Fundulidae. The transcript has 9 exons. Bases 163 to 1071 code for a protein of 302 amino acids. The record is from RefSeq and is a predicted model, not a curated record. Gene Ontology annotation, molecular function: structural constituent of ribosome.
ACGUCAUCAAAAGGCGCCACCACAGCGAACUCAGAAAAAGCUGUCACCUCGACCUUUCCUGCUGCCGUCGCCUACCCUGUGAAUGUUUAUUGCGCCAGCUGGGAGUUAUUAAAUGGGACGCGGAUAAACGGGUCUGCCUGCGGACGGAGAGGAAAAAACAACAUGCUUCGUUUCUCCUGUUUGGUUCUCAACAGAGGAGCGGCUAGAAGGUUUGCUUCAUCUUUCUCCAGCGAGAACACUCUGCCUCCAAAUUUACUCCUCCCCUCAAAUCUUGUGGAUCCUGCCAGAUUAAAGCGUCCUCCACCUCCAGCCGACUCCUCCCUGCCUCUACUCAGGAAGUGCGAUGCUGCGGUCCCCCCUCACCUGAGACCCGUGCAGACGUGGGUGGAGAGUCUGGAGGGUAAGGACAGCGAACCGUCGGGUCUGACUGAGCUCCACCCUGAUGUUUUUGCAGUGCCUCCUAGGCUUGAUAUUCUACAUGCCGUUGAAAUAUGGCAAAAAAAUUUCAAAAGAAUUAGUCACGCUAACACAAAACUGAGGUCAGAGGUGCGUGGUGGAGGCAGGAAACCAUGGAACCAAAAAGGAAGCGGAAGAGCUCGUCAUGGAAGCAUCCGAUCACCGAUAUGGAGAGGAGGUGGGGUCUCUCAUGGACCAAGAGGGCCCAACAGUUACUAUUACAUGCUACCCAUGAAAGUUCGAGUGCAGGGGCUGAAAGUGGCGCUAAGCUCCAAGUUUGCUCAGCAAUACCUUCACAUUGUGGACUCGCUGAACAUUCCUACAGCAGACUCUAAGGACCUGCUGGAGCUCAUCAGACACAGACACUGGGGAGAGUCUGCGUUACUGGUUGAUGUGUGUCAAGAAUUCCCUGAAAACAUCCUCCAGGCUACAGCAAACCUGAAGACAGUGAACCUUAUUCCAGCCAUCGGUCUGAAUGUACACAGCAUGCUGAAACAUGAAGCCAUCAUCCUCACCCUGGACACUGUUAGGUUUCUGGAGGAGAAGCUCCUUUGGCACGACCAGCGUUACACACCUCUAUACCCGUUCAGACUGCCCUAUUCCGACUUCCCUUAAACAAUUAGUCUGUGAUGCAUUCACUGACAACAGCGAGAUGGAUUUUCUUAGUUUAUUAUGAGAAACACAAUGUCAAUAAAUAAUUCUACUUAUCAAAA